Archocentrus centrarchus (flier cichlid) is the source of this 1417-nucleotide messenger RNA. RefSeq names its product Tp53rk binding protein (gene tprkb). NCBI's taxonomy places the organism in Eukaryota, Metazoa, Chordata, Actinopteri, Cichliformes, Cichlidae. The transcript has 4 exons. Bases 103 to 630 code for a protein of 175 amino acids. The record is from RefSeq and is a predicted model, not a curated record. Gene Ontology annotation, biological process: tRNA threonylcarbamoyladenosine modification. Gene Ontology annotation, cellular component: cytosol; nucleus; EKC/KEOPS complex.
GUGUUAUGGUUCCCGCCGUAUAGAGACUUCACGGGAAGCACCGUGGUGACUGUGCUUUUUGUAAUAUUUUAUCAAACAAUUAUUUUUAUUUAUUUUUCUACAAUGCAUCUAGUAAAAAAGCUGGAACUUUUCCCCGACCACAGAGUGACCCAGAUGCUCUUCAAAGAAGUCAAAAACGCCGCCGAGUUGAGACAAAGCGCCAUGGAGGGGAAAAUAAAUGCUGCCCUGAUCAACCCUAUCAUGCUGGUGAAUCCUUUCCAAAUUCUGGUAGCUGCCAAUAAAGCUGUGCACUUGCAGAAAGUUGGAAAAAUGAAGACAAGAACUCUUUACUCAGAGAUCAUCUUCAAUCUGUCACCUACUAAUAAUAUCUCAGAGGCCUUUAAAAGAUUUGGGAUCUCAGAUGGCGAUGACUCCGUCCUGGUAGUCCUGGUUCACGACAAAGAGGAGUCGCAGUUCCUGUCAGACAUCUCAGCCAGAGUGGACGGCCGGCAGGUUCCAGUGGAAGAUGUUUCCUCGCUUUCAGACCACGCAAAGAUCAAAAAGCUGUACAAAAUCACUCCUCAGGAGGAGAAAUGUGGAAGUCUGCUUGACGCGGUCAUAUGCAGAAUGGCCACCAAGGAUGUUAUGUAGGUCCAAUGGGAUAUACUAGGCGUGAUUAUGAACUUCCGUGACUCCACCCAUAAACAAUGAAAGUCUACACUUUGAUCUCCACUUCAGCGUACUGUCCUUGUGCGGGACUGAACCUCUCCCUGGAAGUCCCGUUCUGAUCACACCAGCAGUUUCCCCAGGGACUUGAACCAUCAACUUCUUUGUCUGACUGAGCCAGCUAUGGCUUUGAGGAUCAUUAGGAGUCAUAAGAGCUGCUUCUACAGCUACAACCCACAGACCAAACAGCAGCUCGCAGUGGAAGAGAGUCCAAAAACAGUGCAUCAGGUCAUGGCCAGGAUCAUGUUUUUUUUUUUUUCCAACAACAUUCAGCAUGAUGUGCACCAGAGUCAGACUUUCAACACAAAGAUCAAAGAUUCUGAGGCAUUGGAAUGAGUGCGUUUAGCAGAAAUCAUCUAAACUCUGUUCACCUUUUCUUUCUGGUACACUGUAAACAGAAAACACUGAAGUUUUUCUUUGGUUACACAAACUAAAUUGUGUAACUAAUGCAGUGCUGUAAUAGAGACCACCUUGUUUAAUCUGGGUUUUUUUCCAGAGUUGCAGAACUUUAUGAUCACACCUUGUAAGGCCAGGAUAUGCCUAAUAUUAAUAGAGAAAAUGUGUGUGUUUUUGUUUCUUUUAACCCAACAGUUUGAACAAAAGUCUGUUUUUAAUACUGGUCCAGCACACUCUUAAGUUCAAAGCCAACAAAAAGCAUCUGUCUUAAUCUGUGUACUCUGAGCUCAGUCAAAAUAAAGCUUAUUUUUCUGAA